CUCUAGUGCUGGGCAGGGAGGAGCUGACCCCCAUGGGUUUGUUAUGUGUGCUGGUUAGGGCCCUGCAUGCCAGUCAAGCUCUUGUCCUACAGCCUGCCUGUGGGAGGACCUCAGUGUGAGGUCUGGAGCUCUGGACGAGGCCACCUGGGCCCACUCUCUUCAUACUGGAGCAGGGAAAGGGCAGAGAGAGCUGCAGACCGGAAGGUGGAUGGUCUGGUGUCGGAGUCCGGCCCCUGUCACCAGCUGUGAGUCAUUAAGCCAGACUCAGGCUAAGGCUUCCUCAUCUGUUAAACAGCGACACACAGGGGACUGCUCAUCCUUCAGGGUAGAUAUGGAUUCCCAGUUUCUCCAGCGGCCAGUGCUCCCCCUAGUCCACACAGUGAGACCGUGAAAGCAGAUGCUCCGGGGCACUCCUGCGCAGCUUUUGCUCGGUGGAUGAUGGGUGACUACAGACUCCCUGACCACCCCCAGCCCAUGGAAAUUCUCAACCUGUACUUGGGAGACAGCCUGGAGCCCCACCCAGGAGAGUGCCCAAGGGAAACGUGCAGCCAUGAGGAUCCACCGGAGCCUUUCGAGGAGCAAACCUGGGCCACUGACCCUGCUGAACCUAUCAGACAAAAUGUUCCUCCCUGGGGCUCCGGUGUGGAGCUCACACACCUGGGGAGCUGGGUCCAUCAGGACGGGCCGGAGCCUUGCCAGGAGCAAACCUGGGCCACUGACCCUCCUGAAUCUACCAGACAAGAUGCUCCUCCCUGGGGCUCCGGUGUGGAGCUCACACAUCUGGGGAGCCCCUCUGCCCAGAGGGAGCACAGGCAGAACACAGCAUCACCAGGGUCACCAGUGAACAGCCAUCUACCGGGGAGCCCAAAGCAGAACCGGAGCACGUCCACGCAGGUAGUGUUCUGGGCAGGCAUCCUGCAGGCCCAGAUGUGUGUCCUAGACCUGGAGGAGGAGCUGGAGAAGACGGAAGGGCUCAAGGCUGGGCUGAAAUGCUGUCUCCCCAUGCCCCCUGUGGACCUCCCCGGGGACACGGGCCUGCACUCCAGCCCACCUGAGAACGAAGACUCAGGGGAAGACAGCAGCGAGCCUGAGGCAGAGGGCCAGGCAUGGCUGAGAGAGGGAACCCCAGACUCUUCUCCACAGUGGGGAGCUGAGGAGGGCAGCAUGUUCUUCAGCAACCCCCUCUUCCUGGCGAGUCCUUGCUCAGAGAACAGUGCUUCUGGAGAGCGCUUUUCCUGGGGGGCUUCAGACUCCCAUGCAGGUGUGAGGACUGGACCUGAGAGCCCAGAGACUCUGGAGCCUCCCCUCCCAGAAGACACAGUGCUGUGGGAGCUGGAAAGUGAGCCAGAUUUGGGGGACGGCGCUGCUAUCAGUGGGCAUCAUACCCCUCCAUUCCCUGUGCCCAUCUAUAAACCACACUCCAUCUGCUGGGCUUCAGUGGCUGCCGCUGAGGGGGCUCCUGCAGCACCUCCUGGUCACAGGGAGAGUGAGACUUCUCAGGGAGAUAGGCUUGGUCCUGCUCCAUCUGCAGCACAGUGUGUGGACGAAGCAUUGACCUGGGAAUCAGGAUGUGUCGGAUCUGAUCUUGGCCCUGCUGCACAUCCUGUGCAACCUUGGGCCUCUCUCAGCCCUGAGGGCUGGCAGAGAGGAGGUCCUUUUUGGCCCCAGGUGACUCUUAACUCCCAGGACAGAGAUGAGAGGGAGGGUGGGCACCCCCAGGAAUCUCUUCCCUGCACCUUGGCCCCCUGCCCCUGGAGGAGUCCAGCUUCUUCUCCAGAGCCUAGCAGCCCAGAAUCUGAGAGCAGAGGCCCUGGUCCCAGGCCCAGCCCUGCAUCGUCCCAGGAGGGCAGCCCGCAGCUUCAACACCACAGCUCAGGCAUUUUGCCCAAGUGGACACUAGAUGCUUCACAGUCUUCACUCUUGGAGACGGAUGGGGAACAGCCAAGUUCCUUGAAGAAAGAGGAGGCAGGGGAGGCCCCGAAACCAGGCGAGGAAGUAAAGAGUGAAGGAACAGCCAGGCCUGCAGAGACUGGAGACGUCCAGCCUGACACUCACCUGACUUCUGCAGAACAGCUUCCUGGGAGCCCUAUGCCCCAAGCACGGUCCCCAGAGGAAGGCCAGAGACCACCAGCUGGAGACAAGCUAGCUAAUGGCGUCAGGAACAACAAGGUAGCCUGGAACUUGGCCUCACGCCUCUAUCGCCUGGAGGGCUUCCGGAAGUCUGAAGUGGCUGCCUACCUGCAGAAGAACAAUGACUUUAGCAGGGCUGUGGCUGAGGAGUACUUGUCCUUCUUCCAGUUUGGAGGCCAGAGCCUGGACCGAGCCCUCCGGAGCUUCCUCCAGGCCUUGGUGCUCAGUGGGGAGACUCAGGAACGGGAGCGAAUCCUCUACCAGUUCUCCAGACGCUUCCACCAUUGCAAUCUGGGGGUCUUCCCCUCAGUAGAUUCUGUACACACCUUGACAUGUGCAAUCAUGCUUCUUAACACGGACCUGCAUGGACAGAACAUUGGGAAGAGCAUGAGCUGCCAGGAAUUCAUAACCAACCUGAAUGGGCUAAGGGAUGGCGGGAACUUCCCCAAGGAGCUGCUGAAGGCCCUCUACUGGUCUAUCCGCAGCGAGAAGCUCGAGUGGGCCGUGGAUGAAGAAGACACAGCCAGACCUGAGAAGGCCCAGCCGUCCCUGCCAGCUGGCAAGAUGAGCAAGCCCUUCCUUCAGCUGGCUCAGGAUCCCACAGUGCCCACCUACAAGCAGGGCAUCCUGGCUCGGAAAAUGCAUCAAGAUGCAGACGGCAAGAAGACGCCAUGGGGCAAGCGUGGCUGGAAGAUGUUCCACACCUUACUGCGAGGGAUGGUUCUCUACUUCCUGAAGCAGGGAGAAGACCACUGCCUGGAGGGGGAGAGCUUGGUGGAUCAGAUGGUGGAUGAGCCCGUGGGGGUGCACCACUCGCUGGCCACCCCCGCCACCCAUUACACCAAGAAGCCGCACGUCUUCCAGCUGCGCACGGCUGACUGGCGCCUCUACCUCUUCCAGGCACCCACUGCCAAGGAGAUGAGCUCCUGGAUCGCGCGCAUCAACUUGGCUGCGGCCACGCACUCCGCGCCACCCUUCCCCGCCGCUGUGGGCUCCCAGCGCAGAUUCGUGCGGCCCAUCCUGCCCGUGGGCCCCGCCCGGAGCUCCCUGGAGGAGCAGCAUCGAUCCCACGAGAACUGCCUGGACGCUGCCUCGGACGACCUGCUGGAUCUACAGAGGAACUUACCGGAGCGGCGGGGCCGUAGCCGCGAGCUGGAGGAGUAUCGUCUGCGGAAGGAGUACCUGGAGUACGAGAAAACCCGCUACGAGACCUACAUGCAGCUGCUGGUGGCCCGCCUGCACUGCCCCUCUGAUGCUCUGGACCUGUGGGAGGAGCAGCUGGGGAGGGAAGCUGGAGGCACUCGGGAGCCCAAGCUCAGCCUGAAGAAGUCCCACUCGAGCCCGUCCCUGCACCAGGAUGAGGCUCCCACCACGGCCAAGGUGAAGCGCAACAUCUCAGAGCGCAGAACCUACCGGAAGAUCAUCCCUAAGCGGAACCGCAAUCAGCUCUGAAGCCAUCACCACCUCAGAGACACUGUCCCCUGCUCCAGGGUAGACCUGAGAUGAACCUCCCUGGAGGAGACUUAUUUCAAUGAGUCUACCAUGACGGAUGAGGCACCUCCUUUCCCUGCUGAAGGACAAAUCUUGUUUCCCUGUGGCCCUCAUUCUUGUGCUCACUGAAGCUUUCCUAAUAUUGCUGUGCUCCCCACCACCCCCAUGGUAGUCCCUCCACAGCCCCAGUCCCUGGCCACGCCCAAGGGAAGAGGGAGGUUGAGGACUUGACUUUCCUCCCAGAGCUCAGCCCAUGUCAUCCUCCAGGCCCCAGAAUCCAGAGUGGCCUCAUUUCCUAGACUUGCUGAGAACUCAGCACUUGUUUGAGAACCAGUGCUUAUGUGGUGUGCCCUUGGCUUCUGGGGGAGAGCUUGGGGCAGCAGAGGCCCCUGGGCAGCCCAGCCAGGGGAGCCACAGCCCCGAGGAUGGUCUUGCUCUGGGAAUUAGGUGACCUUCCUGGGGAGGCCCCAGGAGAGUGAAUCAGGGACUCUUGAGAAAUUCCUAACCAGCCUCCUGUGACCCAGGGAGCAGGGUCGCUAAGGUCCUGCCCACUGAGGGGACAGCCUUCUGGGCAGGGACCUCGGGGGGCUUCAGGGGUUCCGCACGGCUGUGGGGCCCCGUGCCUUUGUCUCCUUGUGUCUCCUUUCCCCCGAAGUAGAUGAAACAGUCUCACAUACCCAACUGCUCAUCAACAGAGCAGAGCUGAUGGCAUGAGUGAGGGCUGGGCGGGGUGGGGCCUCCAGAGCUUUGCAGGGAACCCUGGAACCCUAGGAACAAGGAGCCUUUGUUCCAACAGAGCAGAGAAGGAGGUUCUCUAUGUUCAGACCACUGGAGAGGAUAGAGAGGUAAAAGGUGGCGACAGUUUCCCUUAGGGGUCUGCCCGGCAGGAGCCACAGCUCAGGAGAGUUGUGAGGGAUGGGAUGGAGGCUGGCGACCAGGUGAGGCCUAGGCCAGGCUCGGGAGACUUUUCUGUGCUCCUUUCUACACAUGCCUUAAACCUUCCUUCCUGUGGGGUGCCUGGACCCCUUCCCCAUCUCUGGCAGCUCAGAGGGUCUCUGCUGCUCUCCCCUGGGAAAUCCCCUCAUCCUGCCCUCUGGCUGCCUCCCAGCUGGGCUUGUUCUCUGAGGGAGGUUCCGGAGACUCAUGGACUUGGGGCUCUGCCUGUAGGAAGGAGGCUGGGCCAGAGGGAGCAGCCACCAUUGUCUCUGUUCAGCCAAGUGUGCAAGUAGGCUGCCCGCCAAGAGGGGGGCCUCUGCUACCCGCUGCUGCCUGCCGGCUGACGCACUGCCUCCCCAGCCUUCCUGCUAGGCCACCCUCCUCCCUUCCCAUGCUUGUAACCAGCUCUGGGGCUUGCACCUCCACAAAGGUUGGCCCUUGGAGGCCAUGUUUGGGUCUCCGGCCAGGGCCUAGGGCUAGGCCAUGCACCCAAUGGGUGCACAAUAAAUAACAGGUCAACAAAGAGGGAGGUGUGUCAGUGUGUGAGGAAGGGAGGUCAGGCAGCUAGGACCACCUGCAGUGUGGCAGGCUUCAUCCCUCUUUGCUCCAAGUGUGUAUGUGUGUCUGUGCAUGUGUGUAGCGUCUGUGUCUGUGUGUUCAUGCAUAUGCAGGAGUCACACGGUCAUAGGCCAUCAAAGCUGGAGGAGACCUCAGAAUCAUUCAUUCACCUACUUGCUCAUUUAUUCAUUCAUUCAUUUUGCAAAUAAUAUGGGACGCUUUCUAUGUGCCAGUACUAGGGGAUUCACAAAUGAAUUAAACAUGUCCCUGACUCCAUGAGUUGACAAUCUUGCCCACUGGUUUCCUGCUCUCAGUUUACAGAUGCACUUUUAUCUUGCUGGGGAAGUGUGCUGAAAAGACACAUUCCCAGCCCACACCCAGGGAUGCUGAUUCAGUCAGCCUGGGUCAGAGGGAUAGAUAAAUAUGUUUAAAGCUCCUUGGGUAAUUCUGAUGUGUAAGUAGCAGUUAGCUGCAGUAGAGUCCAAUUGCCUCAUUUGAUUGAAGUGGAAUCCCAGCAUCAGGUGGACAUGACUUUUGGCCCAAGACUGAUGCUUACAAACUAAGCGGAGUAGGUUAUUUGACCUCACUGAACAUGCAUCCCCUUUUUUUUUUUUUUUCGAGAUGGAGUUUUGCUCUUGUAACCCAGGCCGGAGUGCAAUGGUGUGAUCUUGGCUGACUGCAACCUCCACCGAAUCAAGCGAUUCUCCUGCCUCAGCCUCCCAAGUAGCUAGGAUUACAGGCACGUGCCACCACACCCGGCUAUUUUUUGUAUUUUUAGUAGAGAUGGGGUUUUGUCAUGUUGGCCAGGCUGGUCUCGAACUCCUGACCUCAGGUAGUCUGCCUGCCUCGGCCCCCCGAAGUGCUGGGAUUACAGGCGUGAGCCACCACACCUGGCCUAUGCAUCUUUAUUUCUAAAACCAUGAUAAAAGGUGAAAGUUUGAAUGCAUGUGUGUGUGACACUUUGAUGCUCCUUUGCUCAUGUAGAACCGGCACCUCUCUUUCACCUGAGCAUGUGGAAUCUUCAGAGCCAGAUGACGGUGGCUGCCUGGCCUGCCAUAGUCAAUGCUGCCCAGGCACCUCUGCCUGGAGGGUCUGGGUUGUGGGCUGCAGUUAUGACAUGUGACCACUUGGAGGCAGGCUUGCAUCUUUCUAGCUUCUGGCUGCUCAGGUGUCCUGCUGUGGAGCUGAGCUGUGCUCCCUGAAAGGCAGGAAGUUAUUAUGUGUGCCCCUGUGCCAUCACCGAACCAGGACUUUCAACUUCAUAAACCCCACAGUGGCCUGGGCCAGGACUCCCACCAUCUAGGGAAGCCUCUCCUAGGGAAAAGAUUGGGUCUCUGACAUCUUCCUGCAGAUGGAGAGAAAGAAAGACAUCUCAGAAGUCUAUGGGGGCAGCCUACAGCUCCCCACAGGGUUGCUCCAGGUAACGCUGGAAGGUGAAAGCUGAGCAGGCCCCAGUCCCCAUCCUAGGUAUAGAACAGAUCAAACCACCACAGGCCUAUGUCUGACCUUCUUGUUCCCACCCCAUGCUCCUCUCCCACCUGUGUCCUUCUCCUUGCAGGAGAAGGGACAGACAGAGGUUCUCAGUGAUGAGCUAAGGCUCUGGAAGGGCACUUGAAGUUUGGCUUUAGUUCUUCCUUUCCCAUAUAGGGGAGCUCAGCUUCCAGGGUCCUGGGCCUGCUGUGACCCAGGUUGUUACUCCUGAUAUAACUGCUUCCUGGGCUCUCAUGAUCUCAGCUGAGCCUGGCUUUCUGCUGAUGACAUUUGUUUGUUGCUUGCCAGGCACCAGGGUAGAUAAAAAGAUCACUAAGACCUGCACCUUUUUCCUUAGGAGGGUCUGAGUCUUCAGGAGACGGAGACAUAUAGAAUGUGUCGGGGUUGGAAGGAGCAGGACUGGAGGGUCGGGGUGAGGGGGGCAGAGGGAAACAGGGCCGUCAGGGUGGCCUGAGGCCAGAUCAUACAGGGUCUCCAAUGCAGCCAAGGAGAGUGGCUUUUUGUGAAUAUGCAGUGCAACUUUUUUUUUU
This is a messenger RNA of Gorilla gorilla gorilla (western lowland gorilla), 7136 nucleotides long. It is a transcript of the gene PSD4, whose product is annotated as pleckstrin and Sec7 domain containing 4. Gene Ontology annotation, biological process: regulation of ARF protein signal transduction. Gene Ontology annotation, cellular component: ruffle membrane. The record is from RefSeq and is a predicted model, not a curated record. Bases 436 to 3582 code for a protein of 1048 amino acids. NCBI's taxonomy places the organism in Eukaryota, Metazoa, Chordata, Mammalia, Primates, Hominidae. Gene Ontology annotation, molecular function: phospholipid binding; protein binding; guanyl-nucleotide exchange factor activity. The transcript is spliced from 17 exons.